Molecule: messenger RNA, 1123 nt
Organism: Neopelma chrysocephalum (saffron-crested tyrant-manakin)
Lineage: Eukaryota; Metazoa; Chordata; Aves; Passeriformes; Pipridae
Product: tubulin monoglycylase TTLL3-like
Exons: 3
Biological process (GO): cilium movement; cilium assembly; protein polyglycylation
Cellular component (GO): cilium
Molecular function (GO): protein-glycine ligase activity, initiating
Source: RefSeq, a predicted model, not a curated record
GCAGAUGCUUGGCAUCAGGUGAUAGUGCCUGGCAUGAAGGCAGCAAUACUGAACGCCCUGCGUAGCGCCCAGGACCAGGUGGGCUUCCGCAAGAGCAGCUUUGAGCUCUAUGGGGCUGACUUUCUCGUGGGGGAGGACUGCCAGCCCUGGCUCUUGGAGAUCAACUCCUGCCCCACCAUGAGCCCCUCCUCAGCCGUGACCCGACGACUCUGCGCCAAUGUCCAGCGGGACACGCUGCGCCUCGUGCUCGACCGCAAGGACAACCCCACCUGCUCCAUUGGAGCCUUUGAGCUCAUCUACAAGGAGGCAGCUAUGCCCAGGCCUCUGUCCGGGCGCGUGAAGCUGAUAGUCAAAGGCUGUUCCGUGAAGAAGUGCUGGUCAGCGCAGCAUCAAGCCCAGGUCAAGCCCCCCACCACUGUGCCCAGUGCCACCCAGCACCCUGUGCCCCCAAGGGCCAGAGACACCCAGGUGCCCCAGCGAGCACAGCAUCAACCCCCCACCACGGUGCCCAGUGCCCCCAGGCUCCCUGUGUCCCCAGGGAGCAAAGACACUCCUGUACCCAAGCGAGCACAGCAUCGAUCCCCCACCGCUAUGGCCAGUGCCCCCAAGCUCCCUGUGCCCCCAAGGGCCAGAGACACCCGGAUGCCACAGCAAGCACAUCAUCAACCCCCCACCACUGUGCUCAGUGCCCCCAAGCUCCCUAUGCCCCUGGGAGCCAGAGAAACCCAGGUGCCCAAGCCCAGAGCAGCAACAGAGAAGCUGCCUCCUCCGUGGCAAUGGAGCCGCCCCAGCUCUGGUCCCUCAGUGCCACCACAGCCCUGGAGCCGCUCUGCUGGGAGCCAGGGGCUGUCAUGGCUCUGUCACCCACACAGGCAGCCCCAGGCCGCUCAGCCCCUGAUCAGUGUCUGUCCCCUCAAUAGGGUGCCCAUGCCACUGCCCUGGGGAGCCCCCAGCAACCCCUGGCUAGGCCUGGGCUGUGUCCCCUCCUUCCCUCCUGCCAGGCCACCGCGCCUACCUCUGCCUGCACAAACCACUGGGACCCCCAGCCCAGAGCAGAAGCAUAUGGCAGUUCCCAAUGGGAUACAGAAGACCUGGGAUACUGAGACAUUCCCAGGAGGGGACA